Xenopus laevis (African clawed frog) is the source of this 1308-nucleotide messenger RNA. RefSeq names its product NSE4 homolog A, SMC5-SMC6 complex component S homeolog (gene nsmce4a.S). Gene Ontology annotation, cellular component: Smc5-Smc6 complex; chromosome; nucleus. The transcript is spliced from 11 exons. Gene Ontology annotation, biological process: DNA repair; DNA recombination. The record is from RefSeq and is a predicted model, not a curated record. The coding region runs from base 183 to 1193 and encodes 336 amino acids. NCBI's taxonomy places the organism in Eukaryota, Metazoa, Chordata, Amphibia, Anura, Pipidae.
GGCCCAUACCCUAUGCAGAUCUCUGAGAUGCUGAGUCUGACCAGAUCGAGGCUUGCAACGCAAAUGUCCCGUCCGCUGUUCCGUAGCAGCCGAGUUCAUUUGGUGGCGCUUGUUUGGUCUGUCUGUAAGCGGCAAAAACAUUUAAAGCUUCUUUAGGAGGAGCAGAGCCGGUGUUUGGCACCAUGUCCAGCCGGAGAUCGGCCGCUACCUCCGAGACGGAGGAUUCCGAUGGGAACAUGAAUGGAGGCGAUUAUGAGUCCACCGACGAGGACGAUCUCAGCCGCAGGCAAAUACGACAGCAGUACCGGGACCUUAUACGGAACGUACAGCAGAACCGUGAGGAGAUGCUGAGCUCCAGGAGUGAUAAACUGACUGAAGCCCUGGAGGAGGCCAAUAAAAUCUUUGCAGGAGUGUCCCGUGCCAGAGAAGCGGCACUUGAUGCCCAGUUCCUGGUUCUGGCUUCUUGCCUUGGGAAGGAGAAAGCCAGUCAGCUUCAUGCCGAUAUGACUGUGUUUGACCCAACGUCGUUUGCAGAGGAUCUGCUCUCGUUCAUGGGCUUAAAUCGCAUGGAAUCACCAGGACACAAUUGUGAGAAUGAAAGCGACGAUGAGAGUAAUGCUGGGGGAUACCUGCCUGCUGAUGCUUGGCAGAAACUUGGGUCGGAAGCAGAAAAAUGCUUAAAAAGAACACCAACCUUUCAUUUUCUGUUGGGAUCAUUUAACACCGAACCUCCAGUUGUUCGGCAACGGAUCGAACGGCAGAAGAGGUGCAAUAAAACGAAGGAGAAAGGUGUAAUGCCAGCGCAGCUGAAGAAAAUGGAAGAAUCCCACCAAGAAGCCACAGAGAAAGAGGUGGAACGGAUUUUGGGAUUCUUACAAACGUACUUCAUAGAAGAACCGGAAACACCCAUUUCUUUUUUUGACUUUGUCAUUGAUCCAAACUCCUUUGCACGAACAGUAGAGAACAUCUUCCACGUCUCUUUUAUUAUAAGGGAUGGCUUUGCUAGAAUAAAGCUUGAUCAUGACAAACUGCCAGUGAUAGAACCAAUUGCACAGGAAAAUAAAAGCAAUAUCGACGAGCAUAAUCAGCCAAGGUAUCAGGGAGUCGUAUACCUUAGCCACCAAGACUGGAAGGAGAUCGCAGAGACAUUUGAAAUAACUGAACCGAUGAUCCCCCCACCAGUUUUACCUUAAGAUGUUUGCAAGAAGAUUUUAUAUUUUACCUUUGUUUUUUUACCUUGGGCAUUUGAGCUGAAUGUUUUAUAUCUGUAAAUUGUUGUACAUACCUAGAAAAAACAAUUUAAGCCAC